GGACAUAGCCUGAGACUCGGGUUGUCAGCUUUUUUUUUUUUUUGCUAUGGUUGAUAUUGAUUGUGUUGAGUUGAAAAAUUUUGUGUUUGGGAAAGUUUUGUGGCAAUGGACUAGGUGUGCCAUUCGAUCCGUCUUGAAAGUUAGGAAUGCCAUUUAUGAUUUUUUCCCUAGGAAACCAGAUGGGUCACUUGAUAACCAUAGUUAUAAGUGUUAUGGUUUCCCUAUUGCUUUCCUUAUAUGGAUUUAUGAGAGCAUUCCUUCUUGUUCUCAAUCUUUAUGUCAGAGGGUUGAUUCCUUGUUUCCAAGAAUUUUGAAUUUCACAAGCAAGGGAAGUGUGUUGUACCAGUAUUUGCUUGAUAAAGUGCUUUUGGAGGAAGAGAUAUUCGUGAGGACCUUAUUGCCAUUGAAUCAAAAUUGGUUGAAGUGCAAGAUCCCCAGAAGUGUAUAAUGCUUGAAAUUUCUGAUUUGAAGAAAUCUUUCGCAACUGAGUUUGCAAGUGUCAUAGCUUUGUUGGGUGAUAUUAAGGCAUCUAUGCCUGCUACUAAUGAUAAUGGGGGUGUAGAGUGUGAAGAUCAUGUGCAUGCUAAUACUUCUUCUGAGGAUUAUUUUGAUGACUGUUUUUCUGGAGGGUACCAAGAUGUUUAUAUUGGUGAAGAGAUGGGGGCUGACUUCGAGCAUUUUGUUCAGAUUGCUUCACAAUUUAUUACUCCUGCUAAUGUAAGAGCAAGGAAAAUGGGUCGAACAACUAUGAGUUGGAGGGCAUGGAGCGGUGUGUACAUGUUUGGCCUACUUGGCCACCACAGCUGGGGUUGUUUAAAGGAACACGUGGUAAAUGUUCGCUUUUGUUGCCUAGGUCAACUGUACCAUAUCUUUGGAUUGUAAAAGUAUU
Molecule: messenger RNA, 889 nt
Organism: Humulus lupulus (European hop)
Lineage: Eukaryota; Viridiplantae; Streptophyta; Magnoliopsida; Rosales; Cannabaceae
Exons: 4
Coding region: 448-882 (144 amino acids)
Source: RefSeq, a predicted model, not a curated record